Messenger RNA from Patiria miniata (bat star), 7047 nucleotides. RefSeq names its product integrin alpha-6-like (gene itga6). Gene Ontology annotation, cellular component: integrin complex; external side of plasma membrane. The record is from RefSeq and is a predicted model, not a curated record. Gene Ontology annotation, molecular function: integrin binding. Gene Ontology annotation, biological process: cell adhesion mediated by integrin; cell-cell adhesion; integrin-mediated signaling pathway. The transcript is spliced from 27 exons. NCBI's taxonomy places the organism in Eukaryota, Metazoa, Echinodermata, Asteroidea, Valvatida, Asterinidae. The coding region runs from base 175 to 3615 and encodes 1146 amino acids.
AGGUCGUGACCUGACCUUGUCUGUGGAAUUCGGAUGAAUAAUACACAAUGUAUGUGCAUUACAUUUACUUUCGUUGAAAAUGUGUGACACAUCGCACUGAUGCACUGAUUUAGUCGCGGGUUUUUGUAUUUUUAGGUAGGAUUUUCCAGUACUCUUCUUCACAAUUUCACCAAGAUGGGGACGAUACGGCAACGAGGAUGCCUGUGCUCCGCUCUUUUAGUUUUCGUAGGUCUACAGAUUGUUAGAAUUGAGUGCUCCAAUUUAGAGAUUCGGCUACCGAUCGUCAAGGAAGGGCCGCUUGACAGCGCGUUUGGGCUUUCCGUUGCCGAACACACAGUGACGAAAAGUCCGCCGUCACCCACCAAUGGUUAUGAAGGCAGUUUGGUCUUAGUCGGUGCGCCAACAUACGAAUCCCCCGAUGCUGUGGUACCAAAGACGGGGGCAGCCUUCAAAUGCCCCCUCAGUACGUUCGUUGAUGAUUGCGAGGACUUGAAAUUAGACGACGAUGCGAAUGAUCCCAAUGAGAAUAAGACCGACCAGUGGCUGGGCGUGACAGUCAGAAGUCAGGGGCGUGGUGGCAAAGUAGCGAUCUGUGCCCAUCGCUACAAAACAGUGUCCUCGGAAGAGAUCAGCGGUUUGGGCAAGUGCUUCCUGAGAAACGCCGAUCUGACAGUGGACGACUUCCGCAGCGUUCCGUGGAAGAUGUGCCGCAACAUUGGGCUAGGCAAGAGCAAAUAUGGCUACUGCCAGGCCGGUACUGGGUUCUACAUCACACAGGAAGAGGAUGGCGUAGAAGGUGAAUACAUCUCAGGAACACCAGGUGCGGGAGACUGGAGAGGGGGUGUCUUUGCAGCCAACAUCGUCGAUCCAGACACCCCGUUCUUUGACCAGAGUCGCACCAAGCUUGACGACUCGACCGGUGUCGGUCUGAACAGCUACCUGGGCUUCUCGGUGACCUCGGGCAAGUUUGGUCCUAACUUUCUGAUCGCAUCCGGUGCCCCGAGAUACAACGCCAUCGGUGCCGUGGUCAUGCUGAGCAAGCAAGAUGGCACGGACUUGACGAUGCAGUCGAUCAUAUAUGGAGAACAGCUGGCAGAAUCCUUCGGUUACGAGGUCUGCUCGGCUGAUCUGGAUGGGGAUGGUUUUGACGAUCUGAUUGUUGGUGCACCUAUCUACUAUGACCGAAGCACUGAGGCCGGGGGACGCGUGUACAUCUACCUGAACAAACACCAGAACGGUUCCUUUUCAUCCAUAGAACCCAUUCGUCUGACGGGCCCCAGGGAUUCCAUGUUUGGCAUCGCCAUCACUAACCUAGGAGAUCUCAAUCUGGAUGGUUACGAGGAUAUCGCCAUCGGCGCCCCCUAUGAGAACGACGGUGAGGGCACUGUCUACAUUUACCUAGGCGGCCCCGACGGCGUCGUGCAGCCAGCGUCACAGAAGAUCUCUCCGUCCGAUCUGCCCGCCGACCUGCCGAAUACCAGGGAAAUCGGGGGAGCGUUUGGUUAUUCCCUGUCUGGGGGAAUUGACUUGGAUGGUAACGACUACCCUGAUCUUACUGUGGGCGCCUUUGAAGCUAACACUGUGGUUACUUUCAGAGCCCGGCCCAUUGUUAACGUCACAGCAGAACUUCUCCUGGAGACGUCGGAGAUAGAUGCCAACGCCACAAACGCUGUGUACAACGGCAAACCAACGUUUCGUUUUUAUGUCCAAGCUCGAAUGCAGUACACAUGCAACUCAUACAACUUUGAUGCUCCAAUAAAGGUGGAGUAUUCCAUUGAAGCUGAGGAGGUGAGACGGGCCUUGGGCCUGACCUCCCGUAUCAUCUUUGAAGGGUCCAACUCCUACGCCAUCCGGGACAAGUCCAUGACUCUCAGACCACAGAGUGAAGAGGCACCCAAACGCUCACCCAAAUACUAUGCUGUACUCAGGCCGGGAUUCAAGGACAUCUUCCGCAAGAUCCCGUUCAAACUGACCUACCAGCUGAAAGAGGUGGAGGUGGAGACCCCUGCCCCCGGCGACGACCUCCCUGACAUCAAUGAGCUACCCAUCCUAAACAGCCUGCAUGAUCCAUCAUAUGUAGCUCAGCAAGGAUCUUCAGCCAGCCAGUUCCAGCUUGAUUUCACCAAGGCCUGUGCCCAAGACGACGGCAAAUGCAUCACUGAUUUGGACUUGGACGCCUCUUUGAGACUCGAUGGGAUGCCCCCUAUACUGCGCGUGGGUGAGCACAAGGAUCUCAAACUGGACGUGGUGCUGACGAACAGAGAAGAGCCGGCGUAUGAUGCCAAGCUAAUCAUCAUCUUCCCUGACAUACUCAGCUUCAAUAAGAUAGAGGACUCAGCCUCCCAGCGUAUUCGCUACGGAUGCAAGCCUCUGGAGAACAACGACACAGUGAUUAAGUGUGAGCUGGGCAACCCCUACCCAGAACUGCACACGGAGCGGUUUACCAUCAAGUUUGAUGCUAGCGAUGUACCAUCAGAUGCUGAUAACUUCACUAUCACAAUGGAAGCAACAUCGACAAACGAAGACAGUCACCCAGAGGACAACAACGCCACCCUCUUUGCUGAGGUGGAGAGUAUUACAGACAUCGAGAUCCUAGGUGAAACCAACGCAGUGCAGUACAGGUUUGGCGGUGACAUUCGUGGGGAGAGUGCCAUGGAGUUCACUGACGAGAUUGGUGAUGAGGUGAUCCACACGUGGUCGGUCUUCAACAAAGGUCCAGGCAUUGUGCCAGAGUCGGUGUUGACCAUCAGCUUCCCUUACGAGGUGGCCAAUGGCAAGUGGUUGUUGUACAUGACCCACAAGCCCGUGGUCAGCAACGACAGAGGGCGUUGUGAGAUUGACCCCAUCUACAUCAACGAGCUGAAGAUCCAGGAGCGACCGAAGGGGCCAUCUUACGAAUCGCUCUCCACUGCUGCCCCAGCAAAUGCAGAGGAACCACCGUCUAGUGCUGUAGUACCAUCCACAGAAGCAUCUGCCACAACCGGUGGGGGACGGAGGAAGAGACGGGCUGUAGAGGGUGGGGAACAGGUCGUCAGGCCUGAGAGAAGCAAUGGAGGACAGGCACAGCCCCUGACUGAACAGAACGUCAGACUGGAUUGUUGGAACAAGCGAGCCACCUGCUUUGAGUUCAAGUGUUACAUCGAUCGUCUUGGGGAUGAUGAGGCGGCGAAGAUUAUUGUCCGGUCCAGGCUGUGGAAUGCCACCUUCCUGGAGGACUACAUCAAUGCAGAGCAGGUCAUGGUGGGCUCAGUGGGGAGGAUUGAGAUCAUGAACGCUCCAUUCCUGACGCAGUAUAACUUUGACAAUGAUGAAUUUAAUUUGACCAUGAUUGUCAGGCCUAACAUUCAGACCCUACCACCACCGGAGCCCCUGGCCUGGUGGAUCAUACUUCUCGCCGUGCUAGGGGGCCUGCUCAUUCUCAUCCUACUGAUUCUCUUGCUGUGGAAGGUGGGAUUUUUCCGUCGGCCGGGAACAAGAUCGGGUGGUGGUGGUCCAUGUGGUUUCUUUGAGAGGAAGACAAUGGGCUACAAUUACGCCUCCGUCACUCAGAAAACAGCGGGUGGAAAAGCCGCGACGGAAAAGACUGCAUACUACGACGAGAAAUACUUCACAUAGAUGCAUCGAUUAUUACCAAUUGAGGAUUUGUCAUCAUUUCAGUUGUGUGUAAUAAUAGCAAAGACAAUAUAUGCAAUGGUAUAACUUGAGCAUGCUUGCAAAUAAAUUUGGCUGUAAAAGAUGCUGGUAUUAGGGGUGGAGCUUAAAUGAAAGUGUGGGAGGGGCAAUCUGUUUUCUCAACAAUGAGACUUUUGUAUGUGCACAGUCUUACGAUGGAUGUGUAAUUGUGCAUUGAAUAAUUGUGUGGUUGUGGGCAUUGAGAUAUGUCAGCAGUGAUCAUGUGGGGAAGUUUUCUAUGGUAAUGAAAGUUUGGACCGAGUUUGGGGGACUUUGGAUUGUCCCCGCAGUAUUUUUGGUCCACACAAUGCCUGUUCUUCCUCAGAUGUGUGGUCCCCACAACUAUGGAACAAGUGUUCUAAGAGUGAUGGUUGUGCCAAGAACAAGUGUGUUACUUAAUCAAGUAAAACUAAGUGAUGUAUUAACUGUUCCAUUGUGUCCUACUGUAACUAAAAAAUCUGAAACUACUUCAACUUGAUGCUAGCAGUUCAAGCGAACACCAACUGACAAUUGGUUUUUUUGUCAACUAGGCAUGCAAAAAAUGCGAAGAGUAACAUCUUACUUGCCUGUUCAAAUGUUCAUGACGGAAAGACAAUCCUUUGCUUUUUUUGACAGGGUACAAGCUGCUUUUAAAAAAUACCAAUUUUUCCAUUUUUACUCUUUUUUGUGUGUUAAAGACCACAGUACCUUUACAAAUAAAGGAUUAAAGAAAUCAUACCAACCCUCAAUAUGUUUUCUUUGAGAGAGAAAAAAGACCUUGAAAAUGUGUUAAAAAAAAAAGAAUUUGUUUAAAACUAGUAUUUUUAAGUAAAGUCCAGGUAAGUCGUGUACAUUGUACAAUCAUUUACAGUCAAAAGUUAAUACUUAUAAAUGUAGAAUAACUUCAUGGUCUUACAUUAAUUUUACAGAAUCAUGUUCAAAUGUGCACACGUGUACAUUUGACAAAAUGUCACUGUUCGGCAUAUCAAAGUGUGAUAAUGAGCCAUUUCUCCACUUCCUUUAGUCCCACUGUCGUGCAAUUUCCUUUUUCUCUUUAGUCUUCCAAAUUCUAUCUCAUGUCUUACCUAAAAGCAUAAGAAACCAGGCCUGUUUGUUUAUUGUAUAUAAUUUAUCAUUGGUGCUGUUGUUUGCUUUGAAUGCAUGAUGCAACAAUUGUCCUGAUUGCAAGGUUUAUUAAGAUGCACUGGUUCGAUGCCAAACUUUCUGGCAAAUUUAGUUUUUAUUCAUUUACUUGUGUCUCUUCUCUUGCUGGAUCAUACAGUUUAGUGUAUAACUCGUAUUCGUCCAAUUAGUGCUUAAUAUUGCACGUUCUUGGUAUUUUUUAGGUGCACUUUAUUACCAGAGAUCGGAAAGUUUGUUUCAAUUCCCUUUUCGACGUGGUUAUAAUAUUGAUGAGCAAAAAACCUUUUCCUAUCGUUCAAGUAAUGUAUGUUUCUGCAUUAUGGAAGGAAAAGUUUCAGAUAAUGGACUACAUGUAGUGCUUCAAGCGAUUGGAAAUGCAUAUAUCCAAGAAAGUUCAUUUAAUAUAGAAGUUGGAUAUAUUGGACAUUUUUUAUUAACCAAAUCAGCCUUGCUUAAAUGUUUUGUAUGCAGAAUUUUUUUUCUAACAUUAAUGUAUUCUUGUACGUCAUAGCGGUACUAUUGAUAGUUGUAACAAAUCCUUCCAGUGUAUUUAUAGUGUAAAGAUAUGCUUCCUAUUGUUUUUUGUUUUUUUCAAUUUACAACUCAGUUAUGUGUUUGUUUGUUGUUUGUUUUCAUCAUAUCAAUCAUUACAUAACAUGACACGUUUUAAUCUAUUGUUAUAUAGGACUUCCAAGUUUUGGAAAGGCAGAAAUAACCCGAGCGUCAUACUCUACACCUCGUGUUUGCCAUAUUACGCUGGUGAUCUCCUGUCAUUAUACCUAUCAUUGGUGUUUGAACGAUCCAAGUCAUCUGACUUGAUACUGGGUGACUUGUGAUUGACUUGAUUUACAUCAAUGUACUUGAAAGAAAGUUCGAGAAUGUUCAAUGAAUCUUACAAUGUCGCUUUAGUUUCUGACUACAUCGACUAAACCAGCAGAACAUUCGAUUUCGAUCUCUAGUGAAACGCAUUCACAUUGUAAUGCAUUCACUGGCCUAUGGGCCUAUUCUCCCAAAUGGUUCCUUAGGGAGACACUUUCUAGUAAAUUAUUUUACAGUAGGGAGACACUGGGGAUUAGGUCGACAUUAUGUCUUCCUCAUAUUUUAACUGCAAUUUCUGCAAGGAAUUUAACUGUCAAAAGUUGCUUCAAAGUUAGGUUGAUUUUAGGUUGAUUAUAGUAUAAUUGAAAAGUUUGGAGUGGGGAGGGUAUAUUUGAAAUGGGGUUAUUGGAGGGUUUUUGGUUGUGUACAAGUCUAUGGGAAUUUCUCCCUGAGGUACCAUUCGGUAAUUAUUAUAGACCUAAAAUAACUAUCUCUAUAGUGUCACAGUACACGCUUAUGCGAUAUUCAUGUAUGAAUUUUGUAAACUAUUACAUUUUUUAAAUGCUUUGCAAGCCCAGGUACUGUAUACAUGUACAUUUUAUUUUUUAUCCUUAAUAUUUCUCGCUUCUUCUUUUUUUGAAUAAGUGUUUUACAUUUUCUGAAGAAUCAAUUACAUAGAGAACAUCGUUACACUUGUGUUAUAAAAAGGAACUAAAAAGUUGCCUGCUAUUUUUACUGUGUAGAUGGUAAAAAGUUGGCCGAAGUGUUCGGUGUUUAAAACAAAAUGAAGUACUAUUUUGCCAUUGUCUUAUUGAUCUUUGAUUAUUUUUCACCCUUAUUGUAAAGAGUGAAGGAAAAAAAACACUCUUAAAGAUUUGUCCACCAUAUGGGUUCAUUUGAAAGAGUCGAAGCUUCACUGUUUUAGAGUAUUUUUUUCCUCCAUGGGCCAAUAGUUGGUGAGGGGGAAACACUCGAAAAGAGUGAAAUUUCCACUCUUCCAAAGAGCCAUAUGGCGAUUUGGGUCUUUUUCGUUUUACUGUAAGAGAACCAGUAGUGUCAACUCUACUAAUGUAAAAGACUGAUUAUGAUGUAUCUAGAUUAAGUUAUUUAUUACUAAUUGCAUGAUUUUUCUAAUGCGUGCUACCAAUUUUACCAAGGAAAGUGUCUAUUGGCUUCAGCUCGAUUUUUUUAGCAGUAACUGUAUCUACUGUUAGCUUGUGUCAUCAGUACUGUAUCAAAAGCUUGACGUUUGUAUUAACAUUUUCAUAGGUAACUUGACUAAAAUGUAAAUGUACUGUGUUUUUUUUGUAUAGAGGAUCGCAGAAAAUGUCUUUUUGAAAUUGAAGUAGGUAAUUUAUGCGCUUAAUGGUUUUGUAAUCAGUGAUGGCGUGAGAGAUAAAACAAAAAUGGUGAAUUCAAGUGUUUUAUGAAAAA